AUGGCUCCCGGAUCCAGGGGACUGGAGAUGAUUGGCAUCAUCUCGGCUUUGGUUGGAGUAGCAACAAUAGCCGUGAUCCUGCGCAUCAUUGCCAGGCUGAAGAGGCGGCUCCAUUUCGGCGUGGACGACUACCUCUGCUUCACGGCUUUGGUACUUUUAUACGGCAUGUUUGUAGAACUAAUUCUUUGGUGCACAAUCGGCGGCAACGGCGCCCACGAUGCAGACAUAACCCCCCAAACCCGCCGAAACUUCUACAGAAUCUUCCUCUCAAACCAAUUCCUCUAUUUUGUCCUCUGCCCCGUCGUCAAAAUCUCCAUCGUCUGCUUCUACCGCCGCGUCUUCUCCAUCCCGCGCUUCCAGCAGUUCUCCUUCGGCCUGAACUGUCUCAUGGGCACGUGGUCCGCGGGCAUCUUCUUCGCCUGUGCCGGCCAGUGUCGGCCGCUGAGGGCUUACUGGGAUCAUAGCGUGUUUAAUGUUGUUAUGGACUUUGUUAUUCUGGGGAUGCCAAUUCCUAUCAUCUGGAGGUUGCAGAAGGCAUGGCACGAGAAAUUGGAGUUGACUGCUGUUUUUGCUGUGGGUGGAUUUGUCUGCUUCGCGAGCAUUUACCGGAUCGUGGUGUUAUUCUACAUCGACCCGGCAGACACGACAUACACAGUCUACAAAGCAACACUCUGGACACACAUCGAACCCUCCGUCGGCCUAACCUGUUCCUGUCUCCCUACGAUCCGCGGCCUCCUCCCCCGCUUCAUCCGCGGCCUCCUCCCCCGCUUCAUCCGCGGCCGCUCCACGAACAGAUCCAAGACAUGGACCACCGGACAGCGCUACGCCUCCAACAACGGCCACCUGAGCAGCUCCAAUACCAGCUCCUCUGCGCCGUUCAUGACCAUCCCGCGCGGCGACGCCGAGUUCCUAGUCAUGUCUGAUGUGGCUGCGUACGGGGGGAAGGGGUUGGAUGAUCGGUCGGUCGAGGGGGGUGUCAUGGAUAUUACGAUUAAAACGGAUAUUAAUGUUUAUCGAGGGAGUCGGCCUUCAUCUAUGAGGAUGGUUGAGUGA
Molecule: messenger RNA, 1053 nt
Organism: Monascus purpureus
Lineage: Eukaryota; Fungi; Ascomycota; Eurotiomycetes; Eurotiales; Aspergillaceae
Source: the annotation of a GenBank genome assembly